This is a messenger RNA of Linum trigynum, 2485 nucleotides long. Lineage: Eukaryota; Viridiplantae; Streptophyta; Magnoliopsida; Malpighiales; Linaceae. The record is from the annotation of a GenBank genome assembly.
GAAUUUGGUAGAGGUCAGGUAAGCAUGAAUCUGCAACCUCUUCUGUUCUAAACUUUGGUUUUUCUGUCUAAUUUUAUUUUAAUGUUGCUUAGUUGGGCCGUGGGAAAUCCGAAAUCGAGCAACCAUUUUGAAUAUGAAAAGGGAUAUUCCAACCAUAAAGCAAAAGGGGAAGAAGGUACAAGGCAUUAGGAUUAGGCAAAGAAGGAGAUAGCUGAAAUUCUUGACAGACAGCCCAAAAAAAGAAAACGCGAAGGGGAAAGCUGGAAAACUCUCCAUCUUCCCCACCGCCUGAAGAAAAAAAAAAACUUCUGGUUUGUGAUCGCGUGACGACGUGAAGGCAAACUCGAUUACCGUUAGGCGCAGGAGGUUGAUCGGCGGCCGUUUUUGCCUUCCUGUGCUUCACUUCCGUCCGUCUGUUCCCUUAACGGUAAAACCCAAUUUCCGAAAAUUUCCAACAUUGUGCAUAAACCCUACCGCAAAGCCAACCCCUUUCUGUAAUUUGUGAUGACUCUCUUGUUUUCUAGUUAGAACCCUCGAUUCUGAUCGUAAUUCGAGGGACCCAAUACGUGUAUCUCUCGAAUUGACAUCUUAAGCUUGAGAGAGUGACCUUCAGAAUGUCAAUUUAGGGCCCCAGCUGGUUAGCAACACCCCCAAAGGUCCUGUCUUUAAUUGGUGGACUACCAGAAAGUAGCCAAAGUCGGACAUUUUGUUGUGGUUUUAGUCCAUUCAGGCUUGUGGCAAAUCUGUGAUUAACGACUUUGGUCGAGCUCAUUUAGCUGUCUUACCCUGAAACAGAAUUUGUCUAGCUGCAUCACUUUUAGCUUUCCUUCACUGUGAUUCUUUUUCACUCUGAUAGUUAGAUGACCGCACUUCUGAUCGAUUGUUAUGGGGAGCUUCAUUCCUAUGCAAUGUUAUCCUCCAUAGUAGAAGUUUUUCCAUGUUAUCCAGUUUUGUCGUCGCCCUUCUUUUGGUCUUAUCCCUUAUGGUGUUUUCUUGAUGACCUUCCGGCAUCCCUCUCUAUCUUUGUUAUGAGUAACCGUCUUUUGAUUGAGUAGUCGUAUAAUGUGCUUUGACGCAGGACAAAUUCAUCUUGUUGUCUGUCCUGCAGCCCAACAACAUUCUGAUGAUGACAGACACAUCUCAGGAGUUAGUAAAAGACAGUGACCAUACUGGUCACCACACAAGAGAAAACGGUGAAUAUAUUAGGCUUGUCAUGUCUGAUGAACCAAAUCCGACUCUACCACAUGUAUCGGAACCUCCAACACCAUCAAAGUCCAAGUCUUCCCAGCGUUGGACCAAAAUUCUAACGUUGUGCAUAGUGAUUGGCUUAGUUGUCUUCAUUUCAAUCAAAUGGGUCUUACCCUUUCUUUUCAAAAAGGUUCUGUACCCAAUAAUGAAAUGGGAAGCAACUGCCUUUGGACGUCCUGUACUUGCUCUUGUGCUUGUCGGUUCUCUGGCAUUGUUCCCUGUAUUCUUAAUUCCUUCAGGCCCUUCUAUGUGGUUAGCUGGUAUGAUCUUUGGAUAUGGCAUUGGGUUUGUCAUAAUCAUUGCUGGAACAACGAUUGGGAUGAUCCUGCCUUUCUUCAUUGGCCUGUUUUUUCGUGAUCGUAUCCAUCAAUGGUUAGAGAGGUGGCCCAAGAAAGCUGCCAUACUGAGACUAGCAGCAGAAGGGAACUGGUUCCAUCAAUUUCGAGUGGUUGCCCUUUUCAGGGUAUCCCCAUUUCCAUACACAAUUUUCAACUAUGCAAUAGUCGUCACAAGCUUAAGAUUUUGGCCCUACAUAUGCGGUUCAGUUGCUGGAAUGAUCCCGGAAGCUUUUCUUUACAUCUACAGUGGUCGACUCAUCAGGACGCUAGCUGAAGUGAACUAUGGGAAUCAUCAUCUAACGCCAGUGCAGAUCGUGUAUAACGUGAUCUCGUUUAUCAUUGCUAUCAUAACUGUCAUAGCUUUUACCUUGUACACAAAGAAAGCGUUGGACACACUUGAAAAUGGAGAGUCUACUGGCAUCCCGAUCUCAGCAGCACACGUUAGUUACGAGAUGGGUAAGCUGCCACAUGAGAGAUCCAACCAUAUGGUUCUGUCAUCUUUUGUGUCAUGACGCCCCCAACUAGAUUUAAAUGAAAUUAUCAUUGCCCCCUGUAAAAAGUAUCCCCCUGCAAACUACUAACCCUAAUUUUGCCUCUUGUUUAGCUAUAAUCAAUGUUUCGGUCUCCCUGUUUGUACUUACAAUCUAGAAAGACAAAAUCCAGUACUUGUGAUUUACUCCAGAAACAGAUGUUUACAGUGGCUGUAAUUCUCUGGGGAAUAACAGAGUUGCACUAUUUCGGUGUGGUUACAACAGGAAAUAAAGAUUGAGAAGAAAGCAUUGUAGAUUCUAAUCUAUGCCACCUGUUUGUGUACAAGUCCAAAGAAGCAGGUUUUGGUUUGUAUAUUCCAUCAAUAUGAUUACUAUGAACAGCCAUUGUAAGAAAAACGUCACACUGAA